AUGACAGUUGAAGAAAGGAUUGGAGCAGCUGAUAGGAGAAAGAUGGAUGGCAAUGCUUUAUUCAAAGAAGAAAAGUUGGAAGAGGCGAUGCAACAGUAUGAAAUGGCUAUAGCAUAUAUGGGGGAUGACUUCAUGUUCCAGUUGUUUGGAAAAUUCAGGGACAUGGCUUUGGCGGUGAAAAACCCUUGCCAUCUCAAUAUGGCUGCUUGCUUGAUUAAGUUGACACGAUAUGAAGAAGCCAUUGGCCAAUGUAGCAUUGUGCUGACAGAAGAUGAAAAUAACGUGAAAGCAUUAUUCAGGCGAGGGAAAGCUAGAGCAGAACUUGGUCAAACUGAUGCUGCUCGAGAGGACUUUGAAAAGGCUAAGAAAAUUGCUCCCCAAGACAAGGCUAUCGCAAGGGAACUUAGACUGAUCGCAGAACAUGAAAAAGCAGUCUAUCAGAAACAGAAGGAACUUUACAAAGGGAUUUUCGGACCAAGACCUGAACCAAAGCCCAAACGGAGUUGGCCUUUGCGUUUUUGGCAGUGGCUUGUCUCCAUAUUUUACUACCUCUUGAGGUUUCGCAAACAAAAGGCUGAGUGAACUAUUUGCUACCCGGUGAGUGCUAGCUAAGUACCACUCUUUCUAUUUGUGUUGGAAGACCUGGAAGAUCUUGGACGUGUAAAAGUUAUUACUUAGUGGGAUGAUUUCCUUUAAAUAUUUUAUGGGAUUUUUGUUAGAUGGGGCUUUCAACUAUUUUAUUUGGUUUAGAUGUUUUUUGGGCUGGAUAAGCUCCUAAGGCUUGACAAAUGUUUCUGAUGCCCUCUACUUAUCA
Messenger RNA from Dendrobium catenatum, 814 nucleotides. Its product is annotated as peptidyl-prolyl cis-trans isomerase FKBP42. Gene Ontology annotation, molecular function: protein binding. The transcript has 3 exons. The record is from RefSeq and is a predicted model, not a curated record. Lineage: Eukaryota; Viridiplantae; Streptophyta; Magnoliopsida; Asparagales; Orchidaceae. The coding region runs from base 1 to 582 and encodes 193 amino acids.